CCCUUCCAUCCGUCACUCCACACAAAGAAGAAGCAACAACAAAAAGCGAAGAAGAAAUCGAGCACAUCCUGAUGUUUUUAUUCGUUUCUUCUCUGAUAAUCUGCCAGUUUUAUUACUUUCUGAUUAAUGGAAUAGCGAAUACCUCAUUUUAUGCAUUUAUAUAAGUGAUGGAGCCUGGUCACCCUCUAGAAACUCUACAUGGUGAAGCUGAUCACGAUGGCGUCUGUGUCACAUCCUGGGUCUCCGUGUGUCCCAGAGGCCUCUGGAAGGUCCAACGAAAGCGAAUACACAGUGGAGUUCAACAGACUGCCUCUGAUUCAGCGUUUUCAUCCAUUAACUGUCCAAGGCUGGGGUCACUGUGUCGAGUUCGAGUGCAUCUCAAAUCUAACGCUGACGAAGCAGAGAGUUUAGCAUGUGAAACAAGAGGUGAGAAGCUGGCAGCCCAGCCUUCUCUGUCAGUCGCUGAUGUUAUUGAAUCAGGUGCCACACCCUUUGUGAGGUGUAAAGACUCUGUGCUGCAGGUCCCACUGGGUGACUGGACAACGCUGAGGCUAGGGGAUGGUCAGUGUGAUAUCACAGAGGCAUGUUUGGAGGGAAUGAGAGCCGGGGAGAUGUGUGAGAUACAACUGUCUCCAAUGGAAACUGGACCAGAUGUUCCCCACCCAUCAGAUGAAGGCCUUCCCUUAUGUGCCACAGUUGAACUACAGGCUUUCACACCAGGCAAGGAAUCUUGGGAGAUGUCUCCCAGUGAAAAAUGGGAACGGGUGAAGUCACACAAGGAGACGGGCGGAGUGAGAUUCAGGAGCGAGGACCUGUGGGGAGCCGCAGACAGCUACAGCAAGGCCAUCAAACUAGUCAUCACUCUCUAUAACCACAUUAGAGAUGUACAGAAAAAAAGAUGCGAGUAUGAAGCGGAGGAGCAGAGAGACCCAAACGCAACUGUCGAAAAACUACAUCCUUCAGCUGAGGAACUCAGCACGAUGAAGGCAGAACUCCACUCAAACUUGUCCCUGUGCCAGCUAAAACUUAACCAACCAGAGUGGGCUAAGGCCAACGCUGCUAAAGCCACUCAGCUGGAGCCUGGCUGCGCCAAAGCCUGGUACCGGCUGGGCAAAGCAUGCCAGAUUGUGAAUGAAUUGGAGGAGGCCAAACGGGCAUAUAGGAAACUGCUGGAGCUACAGCCAGAAAUGCCUGCUGCUCUGAAAGCGCUUAAAGAGAUUGCAAGCAGAGAGAAAGAGACAAACGCACAGCUGGGACUGAGACUCAGCAAAAUGUUCAGCUGAAGAUGAAAUAUCAGUAGAUGGAAAUGUUUCUUCUCAUGAUUCACUGCUAAAUUAACAGCCACUGCCUCAGUCCAAACAUAAAGCCACUGUGCUGCAGAUUCCUGUUCUUCCUGUGUGAGAGAGACCUGAAUGUAACUUGACCUGACAUUAAUAA
Messenger RNA from Archocentrus centrarchus (flier cichlid), 1437 nucleotides. RefSeq names its product FKBP prolyl isomerase like (gene fkbpl). The transcript is spliced from 4 exons. The record is from RefSeq and is a predicted model, not a curated record. Gene Ontology annotation, molecular function: protein binding. Bases 168 to 1283 code for a protein of 371 amino acids. Lineage: Eukaryota; Metazoa; Chordata; Actinopteri; Cichliformes; Cichlidae.